UGUAAAACAAAUAUAUUAGGAAGUGUCCAUAAGCAAAAGGUACACAUGCAACUAAGUAUAAGUUUAUUUUGACUCCAUAAACAGCAUGGAAGAUGAAAAUAAAAUAAAUAGAACUAAUUACAGAAUUGGGGAGCGAAUAAAAACUUAAGGAAGUUUUGAAAGGUACAGAUUUUAAAUUAAAAGGUGAUUUUAGGAGAAGUGGUACGUGUCCACUAUCUCUACUUAUUUUUAAUUUGAGGAAGGGGAGAGUUGCAGUGAUUUAUUGACAGUUUUGUAGACCUAUGCGUUUCUGUAACACAAAAUUUCAGGAUGUCAGAAAGACGCGCACACGAUAUAGCUCAAGCGAAAGCUGCUAGACUUCUUCAAAAACGUACUGGAAGCGUCUCAUCGAGUGAAAACAUUGGUCCAGCUCCUCCGCAUACGACACCAAGACGGCAUGCAAGAGGGGGAUAUGCAGCGUCCGUCAGCACCGUCGUAUCACGUAUGGAUCCCCACCAUCUUGACGAUGACAUUCUGCUCUCGAAACCAAUGCAAUAUGAGAACACCUACAGAAUGGCACCGAAGAAAAAGUUUCCAACAAGUAGAAUUGAAGCGAUUAUCAGUGACGCCCUUACAAGCUACCUUCACCCAGACAUUGAGUAUGAGCCUGAACAUUGUCGUGAUCUGACGAAAACUAUUUCUGAAGUUAUCAAAGCUCGAGUGAAAGAAACUGUUCUUCCGAGAUACAAAAUUGUCUGCGUUGUCAAUAUUGGACAAGUCAAUAGCCAGGGUCUUCGAAUGGGAAGCCGUUGCUUAUGGAAUGCUGAGCACGAUACAUUUGCUUCAGCGUCAUUUAAGAAUGGAUCAGUAUUUGCAGUCGGAAACGUGUAUGGGAUUUAUUAUGAGUGAAAAGAGACUAAGGGGUUAAAGGUCAACUCUGAACCCUCUUACUAGUGUAGUCAGUGUUAUUUGGUAUAUUUUAGAUUAUGUUGGAAACCUAUUGUGCUGUUGAGUGCUGUAUCAGCCCUCAAUGUACUCCACAUUCAAUGGGUUAGCACGUAAAAUUCAGUCUAGCGUACCUAUUUCUGACUCCCAGCUUUAGUUAGAAAUUUGGAAUAUGCGUGUAACUUUGCUCAGAAAUGGGUGUCCUUUACUUCUGAGUGAGUGCCCGCAAUUUUUCUGAAAGCUGAGUCUCGUUUACUUUUGAGUUAGUGCUUGUAACCCAUUCAAAGUCAAAUUUUAUUCACCUCUGAGUGAGUGUGCGUAACUUUGCUCAGUGAUGAGUCUCAUUUACUUCUUGAGUGAGUACCUGUAAAUUUGCUCAGAGAUGAGUCUUUUUUACUUCUGAGUGAGUGCUUGUAACUUUGCUCAUGAAAAUUGAAUUUUAAACUACGGUAACUCAUUGUAUCCGCUUUCUACAUGCUUCUAGAAGGCCCUCAUAAAACUACAUCUGCUACCAAAUGAGUGCUCCAGCCUAUGCAUACCUAAUGAAAUCUCGAAUUAUCCAAUAUUUUGCUACCUUUACUUUUAUGUGUAAUCAUUUAAAAAUCAAAUUUUGUACUUUAUUGUUCAUAUUUUAGAAUCAAUUUGCACAAAGAGUAGCAAGAUGCAUUUUAGGGGUUACUGCUGCCUUUUGUGAGGACUAUUUUGUAUCAACCAUAAGUUAUGAAUCCCACUUCAUUUGCCCAAAGUUUUAUAUCUAUCCUAACCCAGAGUAUACGUGAAUCCCACUUCAUAUGUUCACUUUAACCAUUUGCCUCAAGUUUUAUAUCUAUCUCAACCCAGAACAUCCCACGAAUCCAACUUCAUAUACUUACUUUAACUGUCAGUUGGUCCUGCAAAGUGUUCCUUGCAAAAGGCAGAAACCCGUUUAGUACUGUAGUAUGUACGUGUUUUUGUUUUAUUUAUGUAUUUGUUACAUCACAAUUCUUGUUCUAAUUUUCAAUUGUGGAAGAGUUGCAAUUAUGACAUCACACUGCUAACUGAUGACACCUCUCUUCUGUAUCGUCUUCUGUGCCUAAUUAACAGCGAUAAUUUUCAGUGCCAAAUUUUUGUAAAUUAUAGAUAAAAUUAAUCAUGUAUUUAACCAAAAAUUAAUGUAAUUUUUAUGAUUGUUUUUAGAAAAUUAAAGUCUUGAAAAAAUUAAA
Molecule: messenger RNA, 2126 nt
Organism: Styela clava
Lineage: Eukaryota; Metazoa; Chordata; Ascidiacea; Stolidobranchia; Styelidae
Source: RefSeq, a predicted model, not a curated record